UAAAAACUAUUGUCACUGGCGAGCGGUACUUUAUUUUGAGGACCUAUGUUUUUGUCUAUGAUUACUUUUUUUAUCACCCGCCGUCGUCCUUCUGUCAAAAAGCCGUUUGCUCUUUAUUGAUGGGUGUCGUAUUUCUGUAAUUAAUUUCCAAAUUAAUCACCUUCAUUCAUAUUUCGACAUCCUUCCCGUCAAUUGAAAAUGGUUUAGCCAGGGCCGUGUCAAAAAAAGCUCAAGUAUCUGACCGUAUUUAGUGUAAACAAAUCCAAAAUGUCCGUUCCAAGCACUGGAUUGAGCAAGUUGAAAAAGAAACACAUUCGUGUGAAACAUCAAAAAGUCAAAUUGUUUCGUGCAAAUGAGCCCCUUCUAUCGGUGUUUAUGUGGGGCGUGAACCACACGAUAAAUGAACUGAGCCAUGUGUCGAUACCGGUCAUGCUGCUGCCAGAUGACUUCAGAGCUUACUCCAAGCUCAAAGUCGACAAUCACUUGUUUAACAAAGAGAACAUGCCAUCUCAUUUCAAAGUGAAGGAAUACUGUCCACUAGUGUUCAGGAACCUUCGGGAAAGGUUCGGUAUUGAUGACCUUGACUACAAAGAGUCGCUCACGAGGUCACAGCCGAUUCCGGACGAUUCGUCCGGGAAAUCCGGAGCCAAGUUCUAUCAGAGCUACGACCGGCUGUUUAUUCUCAAGACCCUAACUUCAGAGGAGGUGGAGAGGAUGCACUCCUUCCUUAAACAUUACCAUCCGUAUAUUGUGGAGCGGCAUGGCAAAACGCUCCUGCCACAGUACCUCGGCAUGUACCGGCUCACAGUCGAUGGGAUCGAGCACUACCUCGUCGCCACGAGGAACGUGUUCUCCAACCAUCUCAACAUACACAGAAAAUACGAUCUCAAAGGCUCGACAGUGGACCGCGAGGCGUCCGAAAAGGAGUUGGAAAAGGAACUUCCAACUCUUAAAGACAACGAUUUCAUAAAACAGGGUGUGCGUAUCGACAUAGGAGAUGCCGCGAAGGACAAACUUCUUGAAACGCUCACGGCAGAUGUCGAGUUUCUAACGAAGCUCCACCUGAUGGACUACUCCCUCCUCCUUGGGAUGCACGAGUGCGGUCGCGGCGAGGCCGAGGCGGAGGCCGCGCAGCAGGCCGAGCAGGACUCCGAGCCCGAGUCCGAGACGGACUCCGACACCGACAACAGGCACGGGGACAGAUGGGGCUUCACGACGCCACCGGAUAGCCCUCGCGGGGCCGGCCCGGGCGGAGUCGGGCGGCGAGCACUGUAUGCGGGCAUCAUACCCGAGAUCGACAUAUACGCCAUACCCAGCCAGGAGGGUGCACCUAAGAAGGAAAUAUACUUCGUUGCGCUCAUCGAUGUAUUGACGCAUUACGGAGUUAAGAAACAGGCGGCGAAAGCGGCGAAGACUGUGAAGUAUGGCAGCAAUGUGGACGGUAUAUCGACGUGCGACCCCGAGCAGUACGGCAAGCGGUUCAUAGAGUUCGUCGCCAAGGCUAUAGAGGGCAACUGAACAGGUCCCCC
This is a messenger RNA of Cydia amplana, 1529 nucleotides long. RefSeq names its product phosphatidylinositol 5-phosphate 4-kinase type-2 alpha (gene PIP4K). Bases 268 to 1518 code for a protein of 416 amino acids. Gene Ontology annotation, biological process: phosphatidylinositol phosphate biosynthetic process. Lineage: Eukaryota; Metazoa; Arthropoda; Insecta; Lepidoptera; Tortricidae. Gene Ontology annotation, molecular function: 1-phosphatidylinositol-5-phosphate 4-kinase activity; 1-phosphatidylinositol-4-phosphate 5-kinase activity. Gene Ontology annotation, cellular component: plasma membrane. The record is from RefSeq and is a predicted model, not a curated record. The transcript is spliced from 10 exons.